AUGGAUAUGCCAGUUAAUGUCCCUGUUGAUGACACAAAUGCUGACACAGAAUGGAACGACAUUCUCCGCAAGCAUGGUAUAAUUCCCGAAAAACCUCCCUCCCCAACACCAGUUAUAGAGGAAGCGAUUCUGGAAGCUGCAGAGCGAGAACAUGAAAAUCGACUUGAAAAUAAAGACCUAGAUGAACUUGACGCUCUCGAAGAUGAAGAAGACGAGGAGUUUCUUGCGAAAUACCGCCAAAAGCGCUUUGAGGAAAUGUCCCGUCUUCAAAAAAAAAGUAUCCACAACCAGGUCUAUCCUCUUCAAAAACCAGACUACGCAAAGGACGUGACAGAAGCGUCUUCAAAAUAUUUCGUUAUGGUCAACCUCACCUCCUCAGCAGUUAAUAAUAUCGAGUCACAACUUCUCACGGAGCUGUGGCGACAACUUGCUAUGAAAUACGGAGAUAUAAAAUUCUGCGAGAUGCGCGCGGAUAUGUGUAUAGAAGGCUACCCCGAUCGGAAUACACCGACAAUACUCGCCUAUAAGGACGGCGACAUCAAAAGGCAAAUAGUCACACUUAAAGAGCUCGGGGGGCCAAAAACCACUCUCAAGGAUCUUGAAAAAGUCCUCGUCUCCUUGGGCGCCAUCGAUGAAAACGAUAGCCGCCUCAGAAAAGGAUCCACCCCCAAACCAGCAAGCAGCGAUGACGAAUAUAUCGACGAUUGGGAUUGA
Molecule: messenger RNA, 714 nt
Organism: Paracoccidioides brasiliensis Pb18
Exons: 4
Coding region: 1-714 (237 amino acids)
Biological process (GO): protein folding
Cellular component (GO): cytoplasm
Source: RefSeq, a predicted model, not a curated record